GAGAAAAAAACAUAUUACUACAAACAAGGAUUAGAAACCGUCUGCACAGAACCUUGCAAAGUUAGUGUUUUGCCUCGUCGUUAGCGAGUUUGAGAAAAGAGUAGAACAGCCAACUUCUGCUUGCAGUUGUCAUGGCAGAGCCCGAUUAUCAGGCCAAAAGUAUGCCCAGUGACGACUUUACCACCAUGUUAGCAUCUCAAGGGGUCGACUUCCUUUUAUCCGUUGGAGGAGAGGUACCCUUAACUUCAUUAGAUCUUGAGAAGACGGUCUGCCUAUUCUUCUCUGCAAACUGGUGCAGGCCCUGCAAAACUUUUAUCCCGGAACUGGUGCAGCUCUAUAACACGUUAAAAUCACGAGGCGAAGGGCUUGAGAUUGUCUUUAUUUCCUUCGACCACGAUGAGGAUGGAUUCAAUGAGCACUUCAAGAGCAUGCCAUGGCUUACCGUCCCAUUCAAUGCAAAUUUGCAAAACAAAUUACGUGAAAGGUUUAAUGUUGUCCGCAUUCCCUCGCUUAUUCCAUUAAAUUCAGAUGGACAAUCAAUGGAAGAAGACUUGAUUGGAUUAGUCGAAGACUAUGGUGAAGAUGCAUUUCCCUUCACUAGGAAGAGAAGAGCCGAAUUGAAGGCUUCCGAUGAUUCGAAGCGUCAAGGAGGAAAAGUAGAACAACUUUUGGCACAUCAAGGACGGAAUUACGUUGUUUCUAGAGAUAGUGGAAAGAUACUAGUAUCUGAACUUGUCGGGAAGACAAUAGGCCUUUACUUUGGUGCACACUGGUGUCCUCCUUGCCGUGCCUUCACCGCACAGCUUGUAGAAGCGUACAAACAGCUACUGAACAGCAGGGGAGGAUGUUUUGAGGUUAUUUUGGUUUCGACAGAUAGAGACCAGAAAGAAUUUGAUCUGAAUAUAAGUGGUAUGCCAUGGCUGGCUCUUCCAUUUGAGGAUAGGACGCGACACGAUCUUUGUAGGAUCUUCAACAUCAAAGCCAUUCCCGCAUUAGUUCUGAUUGGACCAGAUGGGAAAACCAUUAGCACAAAUGGGAAGACCAUUCUCUCCCUGUAUGGUGCAAAAGCUUUCCCAUUCACCCAGUCAAGUAUUGCAGAGAUAGAAACAACCUUGAAAAAGGAAGGAGAUGCAUUGCCUCACCAAAUCCAAGACACAAGGCAUGAACACGUGCUUAAAUUGGACAUGGCCAGAGCAUAUGUGUGUGAUUAUUGCAAAAGACCAGGGAGGUUCUGGGCAUUCUCUUGUGAUGUGUGUGACUACGAUCUUCAUCCAACUUGUGUCGAAGAAGCAUGUUAAGAUUGAUAUAUAGAUAUAUAUAUAUAUAGGUCUUGAGUGAGAGAUGUGCAGCCUCAUGUUAUUAUGGAGAAUGACUAUUUCUGCAUCUCGAGGGAAUAAAUGCUGCUACACUUUGUAACCUCAGUAUGCAUGAUACAUCAUCAUUCUUAUUAACCUUGGUAACUGAUAUAGGAUUUGGAAUACAUGAGUUUUGCU
Messenger RNA from Theobroma cacao (cacao), 1493 nucleotides. RefSeq names its product protein kinase C-like zinc finger protein. Lineage: Eukaryota; Viridiplantae; Streptophyta; Magnoliopsida; Malvales; Malvaceae. Gene Ontology annotation, molecular function: thioredoxin-disulfide reductase (NADPH) activity. The record is from RefSeq and is a predicted model, not a curated record.